AUGGACUUCACUGGAUCCGUGGCCCAAGCGCACCGCGACAUAGAAGCCCGCUCGGUGUACGAGUUCAUGUGUGCCAAGAUGGAGGUGCUAUUGAGCGAGGCAGCUGUAGAAUGGAUCGAACUGUACGAGGUGAUGUAUAAAAUAAUUGUGGGCGGUUGUGUUGGCAAUCCAAGAACCAUGACCAACAGGGGGUGUGCAAACAGCUUUGAGCUCCGUGAGGGUGAUUCGAGGCUGUGGGAGAACUCGACAGCUGUCGACGGAGAGUCCGCAGAUGAGAACGUUCGGAAUAUCGGCCCAGGCGGAUGA
This is a messenger RNA of Stereum hirsutum FP-91666 SS1, 306 nucleotides long. RefSeq lists its product as uncharacterized. The transcript is spliced from 2 exons. NCBI's taxonomy places the organism in Eukaryota, Fungi, Basidiomycota, Agaricomycetes, Russulales, Stereaceae. The coding region runs from base 1 to 306 and encodes 101 amino acids. The record is from RefSeq and is a predicted model, not a curated record.